This is a messenger RNA of Westerdykella ornata, 2001 nucleotides long. RefSeq names its product ArfGap-domain-containing protein. NCBI's taxonomy places the organism in Eukaryota, Fungi, Ascomycota, Dothideomycetes, Pleosporales, Sporormiaceae. The transcript has 6 exons. Gene Ontology annotation, molecular function: metal ion binding; GTPase activator activity. The record is from RefSeq and is a predicted model, not a curated record. Gene Ontology annotation, cellular component: Golgi apparatus. Bases 130 to 1791 code for a protein of 553 amino acids. Gene Ontology annotation, biological process: endocytosis; endoplasmic reticulum to Golgi vesicle-mediated transport; intra-Golgi vesicle-mediated transport.
AUUUUGAAUACACAUAUCUAGCACCUCUCCCUCUCCGCUCUCUCCCGCACCGUCCUUCUUCUGGGCUCGGACCAUUCAAACUAUCCAAAGCCGGCCCCUCGACAGACGAACCAAAUCUUCCCACUUGCCAUGUCGCGGAGGCCCAACCCAGCCGCCGAACGGGCGGAACAAAACCGCCAGACACUGAAGACGCUGGUGAAAUUGGAGCCUAAUAAGAGUUGUGCCGAUUGUAAAAGAAACAAGCACCCACGAUGGGCCAGCUGGAAUCUGGGCAUUUUCAUUUGCAUUCGUUGCUCUGGCAUUCACCGCGGGAUGGGAACGCACAUCAGCCGAGUCAAAUCCGUUGACCUCGACUCCUGGACAGACGAGCAACUACAGAACAUGAUCAAGUGGGGCAAUGCGCGCGCAAACAAAUAUUGGGAAGCAAAAUUGGCGCCCGGGCACGUCCCAUCGGAAGCGAAGAUCGAGAACUUCAUCCGAACGAAGUACGAAUCGAAGCGUUGGGUAAUGGACGGAGGCAUACCCGAUCCUUCCACUCUGGACGUCUCCGACGACGAUGUUCCGCUCAGUAAGGUACAAGAAAGGGUUGGAAUAGAACGCUCAGCCUCCCAACGGCUUGCGGCAAACUCUGGAAAACCCCCGGCCCCGCAAGCCAGCCAGGCGCCGCCCAAACCUCUCGUUGGCGAUUUGCUCUUUGGAGACGAACCCACUGCUGCACCUGCAAGGCCAAGUACUGGGCCACCCAUAGGAAGGACUGUCCCUCCGAAAGCAGAACCUGCACCACCGAAACAGACAAAGGCAGGAGACUCGCUCUUAGGCUUGGAUUUCCUUGGUGGCGGCGCAUCUUCGCAGCCGGCCAGACCUUCUAGCUCUGGGCCAGCACCCGCUGCUCCCUCCCGACCGGACCUCAAACAGUCUAUCCUUUCGCUCUAUGCCUCUGCGCCAAAGCCGACGCCACAGGUACAGCAGCAUAGCAGGCAAGAUUCCUUUGGCGGCCUUGCCUCUCCGGGCUUCUCUCAACCACAGCAAACUCCUCAGCAAUCCAAUCUCGGAAGUCUGAAUGAUGCGUUCAGCGAUUUGUCCUUUAACUCGCAGCCUGCCGCGCAAGCCAAACCAUCCCCCUUUGCCGGAUUAGACUCACUCUCCAAAUCCCGUUCGCCGACCUCCACGUCUUCCUCGAACCUGUUUGGCGGCGGGGGUAGCUUCUUCGAUUCUAACCCCAAGCCCGCCCCCGCAACACAAAGGCAGAACCAGCGAAGGCAACAAAGCUCAAGUGGCUUUGGCGACUUUACCUCAUCCUUCCCCUCGUCUACCACAACAGCUCCUCCAAAACCUUCUGCAUCUGGAUCUGGCCUGGAUGACCUCCUCGACUUGUCUAUGCCAGCCGCUGCCCCUGCGCAGCCUAUGUCCUCGCCGUCCAUGAGUUCUCCUUCUAUCAAUUCAACCUUCAACCUCUCUUCACAUGCUGCACCAGCUGCUACCGCACCGGUCGCAAACACCACUUCCAACUUCUCCGCAUUCUCCAGCACGGACCCAUGGGGAAGCAAUGAUGUGUGGGCGUCAACGGGGCCUAGCCAACCUGCGGCUACUACUACGAGUAGCACUGCCGCUACGUCACAUACGCAGCCGAGGAGCCCUGCGUGGGCCGCAACAACUCCCCAUGUGACUCAGGAUGAUGAUUUUGGAGGAUGGAGCAGUGCAGCACCGACAAGUACUGGUACGGCGACCACCACGAAUAAGCCCGCAGGAGGAUUCGGAGGUGAUGACCUGUUUUCGAACGUUUGGGAGUAGAAUGAGAGGGUGUAUUUUGGGGUUCAGGUGUGGAAACGGAAAAGGAGAGGAAGGAUGGCUCGUCAGACAGUUGGUAUGGCGUGAACGAGCAAUCAGCAAGAGCUUAUGAGGAUAAGAGAUUAUAAUGACAGUGUGAGUCGUGAGUCAUAAAGGGGAUCAGAUGGCCUUGCCGAGCAAUAUAAGCUUCUUGACAUGAAGAUGACAAUAAUG